AUGACUGCAACAACACGUAGUGAGGAACAAUCAGUACGGGAGGGGAAGGACAAGUCAGCAGUUCAGGGGAAGUGCAGGAUAUUCAGGUGUAGAAUAGUGGUGUUCAGGGCAUUCAGUGAGGAUUCGCUGGUGGUCACCCACCCAACUACUAACUCACCGGCGUGUGGCUUAAGUACGGCUGAGCGGACGGGAAGCCCUGUUUUCCACACCCUAUGGUCGUAUGUGUCAGGGUGUAUAUGA
Molecule: messenger RNA, 240 nt
Organism: Penicillium crustosum
Lineage: Eukaryota; Fungi; Ascomycota; Eurotiomycetes; Eurotiales; Aspergillaceae
Source: RefSeq, a predicted model, not a curated record